CUUCGGAUGAAGCACCCAAUUGCAAUUAGCAUGGGAAGCAAGUUAUCCUUAAUCCAAAUCCAAGUUCAAUAUCAAAGCAUAUACAAUCACAUGCACGUAGCAGUGAAUCCACAGUAACUUAAACCCCAAAAACUCCUCUCACACCAUCUUUGUCCCCCUCACAAUCACUUCCAACAUUGAUUGCAUUUAUAUGCAAUCUCCAUCCAUGAAUCCCCCACAACACAAGACACAAGCUUAGUUAGCAUUCUGUGAGUAACACAACACAAACACAAGGUAUAUAGCCUUAAAAGUAGAGUAGUACUAGUUGGAAAACAUGUCGGAUUGGGGUCCAGUGUUUGUGUCGUUGGUGCUGUUCGUGCUCUUAACACCAGGGUUGCUGUUUCAGGUACCAGGGAGGUCAAGGGUGGUGGAGUUUGGGAACUUUCAAACAAGUGGUGCUGCCAUACUCAUUCACUCCCUCCUCUACUUUGCUCUCAUAUGUGUCUUCUUGCUGGCUGUUAGGAUCCACUUCUACCUCGGAUAGUUCAUUUUUCUUGGGAUUAUUCAAUUCAGUCAUGUUUCUGUUCUGUUCUUAUUGCGUGCUGAAAUAACAACGUGGCUUUCAUCA
This is a messenger RNA of Glycine soja, 607 nucleotides long. RefSeq lists its product as uncharacterized. The transcript has a single exon. The record is from RefSeq and is a predicted model, not a curated record. The coding region runs from base 314 to 523 and encodes 69 amino acids. NCBI's taxonomy places the organism in Eukaryota, Viridiplantae, Streptophyta, Magnoliopsida, Fabales, Fabaceae.